AUGCUGGUUAUUCUUGCGUUUGCUCCCUCGAAGUUGUUGGCUUUUUACGAGGACGACAACCUCAGACUGGCUGUCGGUGACUGGAUCCUCAUGAUCUGGUGCAUUUUUGCCAGUCUGGCUAUCCAAGUAAUAUGGACGAAUGUAUUCACUCGUGUCAGUGAGCGUGCAUACACAGCUGGCCCACUGUUUGGCGAACCCGGCUAUGAAGAACGAAUUCUUGAAGAAGAAGCAGAGAAGGCGGCUAAGCAACGAGAGACGUUUGUGCUACUGUUCCGUUUACUUGGCUAUAUGGCAAGAGAAUGGAAGUACUACGGGAUGGCAUUCACGUUUUUAUUUUGUUAUUCACUCAGUCGUGUGUUUAUUCCUUACUACACUGGCCAGGUGGUGUCGGCUGUAUAUGGUGAAGGGGCCUCCUACGAACGACUUCAUCGAACAGUUGGCAUCAUGGCCUUGCUCUCACUUGGCUGUGCUGUAUUCGGAGGCCUGCGAGGAGGUUCGUUCACUUAUGCUCAUGCCACUAUUGAUCGUCAGAUCAGAAACGACCUCUUCAGAGCGGUCACUAAGCAGGAAAUCGGAUUCUUCGACGCCAACAAAACAGGAGAAAUCUGCUCACGACUCACGGCUGAUUGUCAGACAAUGUCGAAUACCUUGAACGUGACCAUGUUGAUCGGCUCUCUGAUUUUUAUGACGACAUUGUCAUGGCGGUUGUCGAUGAUUACACUUAUUACCGUACCACUCAUGUUCUUAUUGAACAAAAUAUUCGGUGUUUGGUAUGACAAAUUGUCAGAAGAAACGCAGAAUUCCAUUGCACAAGCUAACGAUGUUGCCGAGGAAGUGCUUUCAGCCAUUCGCACCGUGAAAAGUUUCGCAUGCGAACGAUAUGAGGGUUACAGGUAG
Cooperia oncophora is the source of this 897-nucleotide messenger RNA. NCBI's taxonomy places the organism in Eukaryota, Metazoa, Nematoda, Chromadorea, Rhabditida, Trichostrongylidae. The record is from the annotation of a GenBank genome assembly.